Molecule: messenger RNA, 4726 nt
Organism: Pogoniulus pusillus (Red-fronted tinkerbird)
Lineage: Eukaryota; Metazoa; Chordata; Aves; Piciformes; Lybiidae
Gene: SEPTIN5
Product: septin 5
Exons: 11
Coding region: 92-1237 (381 amino acids)
Biological process (GO): regulation of exocytosis; intracellular protein localization; cytoskeleton-dependent cytokinesis
Cellular component (GO): microtubule cytoskeleton; cell division site; septin complex
Molecular function (GO): GTPase activity; GTP binding; molecular adaptor activity
Source: RefSeq, a predicted model, not a curated record
CGCAUGGCUUUAGCGAAGGCUGGGAGGGAACGCAUGGGGUGGGUGUUUUUUCCUUGCCCCGCCGUGGCUGUCCGCCCUGCCGGCCGCGCUCAUGGACUCGAUCAUUAUUCAGGAGCGCUUGGUGGAGCGGCUGCUUUCCCCGCGGACGCAGGCACAGCGAAGCCACCCGGCCAAGCUGAAGGACCAUGAGAAGCAGUAUGUGGGCUUUGCCACUCUGCCAAACCAGGUCCACCGGAAGUCUGUGAAGAAGGGUUUCGACUUCACCCUGAUGGUUGCAGGAGAGUCGGGUCUGGGCAAAUCCACGCUGGUGAAUAGCCUGUUCCUGACAGACCUCUACAAAGACAGAAAGCUCCUCAAUGCGGAGGAGAGAAUCAGCCAGACAGUGGAGAUCGUCAAGCACACAGUGGACAUCGAGGAGAAGGGUGUCAAGCUGAAGCUGACCAUAGUGGACACACCAGGCUUUGGAGAUGCUGUCAACAACACUGAGUGCUGGAAGCCCAUCACUGACUACAUUGACCAGCAGUUCGAGCAGUACUUCCGUGACGAGAGCGGCCUGAACAGGAAGAACAUCCAGGACAACCGAGUGCAUUGCUGCCUCUACUUCAUCUCACCCUUCGGGCACGGGCUGAGGCCUGUGGAUGUUGAGUUCAUGAAGGCUCUGCAUGAGAAGGUCAACAUUGUGCCCCUGAUCGCCAAAGCUGACUGCCUGAUCCCCUCUGAGAUCCGGAAGCUAAAAGAGAGGAUCCGGGAAGAGAUUGACAAAUUUGGCAUUAAAGUGUACCAGUUUCCUGAGUGUGACUCUGAUGAAGAUGAGGAGUUCAAGCAGCAAGAUAGAGAGCUGAAGGAGAGUGCUCCCUUUGCGGUCAUCGGCAGUAACACUGUGGUGGAGGCAAAGGGUCAGCGGGUCCGGGGGCGGCUCUACCCUUGGGGCAUUGUGGAAGUGGAGAACCAGGCACACUGCGACUUCGUGAAGCUGCGGAACAUGCUGAUCCGCACGCACAUGCACGACCUGAAGGACGUCACCUGCGACGUCCACUACGAGAACUACCGAGCUCAGUGCAUCCAGCAAAUGACCAGCAAGCUGACUCAGGAUAACAGGAUAGAAAGCCCAAUCCCUAUCCUGCCUCUCCCAACACCGGACACUGAGACAGAGAAGCUGAUCAAAAUGAAAGAUGAGGAGUUACGGCGGAUGCAAGAGAUGCUGCAGAAGAUGCAGCAGCAGAUGCAGGAUCAGUGAAAGGCAGAUCCUCAGAGGACAGAGGGAAUCCCCCAGUGACCAUCUGAGGCCUGGCAAGAGCUGUGGACGUAUAGAAAAGGUUUCCUGUUGUAUAGAGACUUGUGGGCAAGGGCUGCACCCGCACCCUCUAAUUUAUUAGCAGUGCUGGCUUUGUGGUCAGCUGGAUUGUGGAGGAGGCUGUUCACUUAACAGUUUACUGAUGUGUAUUUCUUUUUCAAGAAUGGUCUCUCUUUUCUCUCUUUUGGUUUUUGGUUUUGGUUUUGUUUUUUUUUUUUUUUAAGAAAAUAGCUUGGGAAGUCUCUAAGGCAUCCUAAAAAAAAAAGAAAAGAAAAAGAUCUCUUUCCCAUGUACUAAUCUGUUGUUUGGGAAUGCUCUGGUAUUUAAAGUCCUGGUUUCUCUGGUGUACAAACUUGAAGACUAUCUGUGUCAAUGCACGUCAAUGUUUACUCCCAGAGGAGGUGCUGUGCCUCCCUCCCUGUUCCCCUUGUCUGGGUCUGGGGCCAGCAUGAGCAUUGUAAAGGCAGCUCUACCCUUCUGUGAGUUUUCCUGGCUUGGGUUCCUCUGCCAACAGACACUUGGGGCCAGGUGACCUGCUCAGGGCUCCUGAUGGUUGUCUGGUUUCUUGCCCAGGUGUUUCUGGGUUUUUUUUGUUAGUUGGUUGAUUUUGGUUUUCCUAUCAAGAAACUCCAGGAUCUUUGCACUGAGCAGCAAGAGACUGAGUCUCUUGAGGCUGGAUAGAAGAAAACACCUUCUACUGCUCUCAGUCAUGUCUUUCUGGCAGAGAGGAUGAGUUAUUGACUGUUGCCUGCAAGGAGAAGAUAAUAGGUGUGAACAACUUUCCAGCCAUGGUUUCCUCCCAUGGCAUGCUGGAGGUGUUGGUAGAGGAACUCCAUGGCCCUGCAGUAUCUGGGUAAAGAUAUCUCUUGUUUCAGCUCUGGUCAUCCAGCUGCAGUGUGUCAACAGUGUCUGUUCUGAAAAGGACUAUGCUAGCCAGAGUGCUUGGCCAGGACUUCCCAGGAAGAAACCCCUGGGCUGAAAUCCAAUCCAAAUUCAGAGCUGUACCCUACCCCCAGGCUUUGUGGUCCCCUAAGUGCAUUGCUUGCACUGAGCUUCUCCUGGAGACAGGGACAGUUUUUGUAGGCUAGCACAGGAGGUCUGCAAGGCACCUUUCAGGCAGGUGUUGGGUCACUGUGGCAGGUGCAGAAGACUGAGCGCAGCCCAGCACGUUUGGCACUUAUUCCCCUGCCCUUCCCCUGGGACUCAGCCCUUUUCCCCCUCCCCAGUCUGAGGCUUUUCCUGUCUCAGUGCUGGGAAGACUGGUGGGUCUGCUGAGCAGAGAUAAGAGCACUCUUUGGGCAGCAGCUUCUGUCCCAUUCUUGCUUCCUGUGGUAUUUUUAACUUCAGCCAGAGCAGAGCCCUGCAGUGUGAUGUGCCUGGCAGGGCAGGCCUCACCAGCAACACUGCUACACUUGCAGGGACUUGGGGCUGGUGGAGGGAAGGACACCUAGCUCUGCCCUUCAACUCCAGCAUGGAGUGCUGCCAUGGGCUGGGCCCUUCUGCUCCUCUUGGUUCCUAGCCUGAUUCCUCUGUUCCCUUUUCCCUUUUGUAUCUGCUCAUCUCUGACUUUCCCCAGCAGAUCUCCCUGGGUAGCAAGCACGUUGUUGGCCAGGAAUAACCAGGCCCUGAAUUAUGUUUCUAGAGUACUGCAUUGGUCUGAUUCCCCCAUGGGGCUUUAGAGUCCUGAUCAGGGCUUGUCCAAGUGGUGAGUAGGUUGGCUGGUUCCAGUUAUUCACUGUGUGGAGCUUCUGCUUAGCCAUAACAUGGGCACUAAAGGCAGAGAAGAGACCCUGGCACAUUGUGGAAGGACAAAGUGAGAAUGGAAGCCCCUUGGCAGAAAAGUGCAAGCUGAGCAAGGGCAGUGGCCAACAAUGGUGGAUUUUUUUUUUCCCAUUCUUGACUGUAUUGGGCUUAUAAGUGACAGUGGCAGUGCCAGCCUAGGAGAGGGGAAGGAUUCUGCUUGCAUUUGGUAAUGUGCAGGACCAACAUGCUUAAGGAGGACGUACAGCCUUCCUUAGUGUGAUGUGCUUGCCUGAGCCAGCCUGAAACAGGAGCUUCCUGCAGGUUUUCCAGAGCUGGCUUGCUGCUGUUCAAAGCAGGAGGACUGCUGAGUUCUCAGCUUUAUCUCUGCUAGUGUAAGGGGAAACACCCUGCAGUACCUGCCUGCUCUUUUCUCCCCCUGGUCCUGUCUGUGAGGAGGAUGUUCUGUUGCACGUGAGCCCUGUCCAGCUGGAGACAUUCCUCUUUCAAACAGAUUCAUUCCUAGAAGGUAAAGGAGACUUUUACCAUUUAGCAUGGACAUAGAAGAGCUGACAGCUUUUCUCUCAGGCUGGUGGUGGAAGGGCCAUGUGCUGGUGAGAGCACAGGGUCAUAGGCAGGCAGGAUUGCUGAGGGUGAAUCUUUCCCUGGUCCCCCUGGGUGAGGAAAUGCCCAUCAGCUCAGUGCACAUGGCUUCUACAUCGGCAGUCACAAGUCUGUCCUCUGCAGAGAGCCAUUGGCUACCAGCUGGCAACGAUGAUUCAAGUUACACUUAGAAAGAAAUGCACAGCAGUGAGGUACCAGAGAUGGCUUCUACAGAUGGCAGUGGUACUGCUGAAAUCCAUCUAGGAGGUUCCCUGCCCAGAGUUUGAGGGCUGCCUGGAUUGGGAUUAGAGACUGGCUUUGGGGGACACCAGGGAUUCUGGCCUGGGAGAUGGCAUCUGUUUGUCAAAGGAGGAGUGUUGUGCUGCUGCCUUGAGCUGCACAGUAAGCAGACAUGAGACUCCUGAAUAAAUGUAGCUUGGCAGUGAGAAGUAUGGAUAGGAAAGUAAUUUAAUGUCGCCCCUCAGGCAACCCCCCACAGCCUCAUAUGCAACCCCCUGCACCACCAGGCACAUUCCCAUGCCCCUGCCAAGCUUUGCCCUGCUGAGUGAGUCGCUGCAGGGGUUGGUGUCCCUCUCCACAGAGCUAUCCCAGGCUGCAGCUGGGGCUGUCGGUACCUCUUGGACCCUGUGCCUGCCUGGGGAGGGAGUUGUGGCAUGAACUCCUCCUGUGCUGCUGCUGCUGCUGUGCUGGUCCUGCCUGUGCAGUCCUGCUGCCUCCUGCAUGCCUCCUCCCUACAGGAAGAAGGGUCCCACUCUUCAUGCUCUCAAAUGGUGUUUCCUGCUCCUCCUCAACAACUCUGCUGUGCUUUAACGCUGGCUUGCUCCUGCCAUGCACCUUCCUCAGCCCCUGCUCCUUUCCUAGGCUCUUUGUUUCCUGUCCAUCUGUUGGGUCAUUAUAAUAUAUAUUUUAAUUUUUUUUUUUUGGUAAAUUUCUGUUUGAACAUUUUGUCAUUGUCAACAAAGAAAAAUGAAACCUUUAAAAACAUAUCCAUUUUAUUAAAUGAUUAUUGUUAUUAUUAAUGUUUACUACCUGAAUUGAUCAGUGAAAUAAAUACAUGCAAAAGGCCAA